AUGUUGAGCGAUUUUGUUUUGAAAAGAUGUGUUACAAGCGCAGUUGAACUGGCAGAGUUCUUUCGUGUGUUCGGACACGUCACCGAAACAAAAAUAAUUUUGGACCAUUCGGGUCUAUCCAAAGGUUACGGUUUCGUCACAUUUGAGUCGAAAUCGUCCGUCAAAGCUAUUGAAAAUAUCGGUGUGAUAUAUUUUCUUGUUUUUAAAAUAUACUACUGGCGUCAAAAUACAUACAUUCCCCAAACAGACCCUAUUAAUUGGAAUUGUUAUCCCUACGCCAAUCAGCAAGUUCCAAAUGCCAGCAAUAUUCCAGCUGAAGCUCAUACUCCAAGGAUGGCUGAAAUACAGACGUACCUAUAUGGAAAGAAGUUUCCAAACAGAAUUUUUGUUGGACGCCUUCCUCUAAAUACAAGCGCGGUUGAACUGGCAGUGUUCUUUCGUGUGUUCGGACACGUCACCGAAACAAAAAUAAUUUUGGACCAUUCGGGUCUAUCCAAAGGUUACGGUUUCGUCACAUUUGAGUCGAAAUCGUCCGUCAAAGCUAUUGAAAAUAUCGGUGCGAUAUAUUUUCUUGUUUUUAAAAUAUACUACUGGCGUCAAAAUACAUACAUUCCCCAACAGACCCAAUGUUGCAUGGGUUAUUCACCACCAAUUACGGGUAUGUAA
Molecule: messenger RNA, 666 nt
Organism: Xenia sp. Carnegie-2017
Lineage: Eukaryota; Metazoa; Cnidaria; Anthozoa; Malacalcyonacea; Xeniidae
Product: deleted in azoospermia protein 1-like
Exons: 10
Coding region: 1-666 (221 amino acids)
Molecular function (GO): RNA binding
Source: RefSeq, a predicted model, not a curated record